UGCCGGGGGAAUACGACGGCGUGUAAACCAACAUGGUGCUAUACAGAGGCGAGCUGUUCAGCAAUUGGUAUUAUUUUUGCAGCUUCCCGAACAAUCAGAAGAAUUGAUACCUAUACCACAAGAUUCUUUGCAAGAUCAUAAUGCAUCUGAGAUCUCAAGCACACGUGAUUCAGCAUCAGAAGAUGAAUUAUUACUUGACGUGGAAUAUAAAUAG
Ambispora leptoticha is the source of this 214-nucleotide messenger RNA. NCBI's taxonomy places the organism in Eukaryota, Fungi, Glomeromycota, Glomeromycetes, Archaeosporales, Ambisporaceae. The record is from the annotation of a GenBank genome assembly.